AAGGAUGGACGAUAAGCACGUGAGCACGUUGAGGUCACCGGUGCUGGUUGGUUCGAAGUGGUGGUGUUGCUCAAGAUGACUGAAGAUUUCAGGAUGCGUGAGCGACGUGUCUUUGCCGAGUUAACCUGGUGAGCUUUCCGUGCCUUUGCCAAACCCCCGCGGAAGGACAUGCCGGCGUUAUCCAAGCUCAAGGCGGUAGUAACCUCACUGUUUACCAAGCACUUGUUCGUUACGAACGUUGUUCUCGGCACAGGCUUCAUGAUGAUCGGUGACAGUUUGCAACAGGGCUACGAAAUCUACGCUGGAAAAGAGAAGCAGUUUGACACGAAGAGAUCACAGGACAUGCUGAUUGUCGGCGGUACGUUCGGUGUUUGCGGUCACAAGUGGUACUCAUUUCUCGACCGCAAGUUUCCCGGAAAUACGCUAGGAAUGGUGGGACGCAAACUGCUGUGCGAAUUCGCCAUCUGCCCUCCGCUUGCAUUCGCCCUUUUCGUCGGCGUGGGUGCUCUGAACAGCAAGCCCUUCCAGCAAAGUGUCACCGAAUUCAAGAAAAACAUCGUUCUAUUCUGCAUAGCUGACUGGGGGUGCUUCGUUCCAGCGCAGGCUCUGAACUUUUUGUUCUUGCCUCCACGCUACCGUUUUCUUUACGUCUGUGGCCUCACAGUAGUCUAUGACAUCUUCCUGUCAUUCAUCCUUCAUAGGGAUUCUCAUGAAGAUAAAGCCAAGAGUUGACAGCAUACUGCCUUGGUCAACUUGGACAACAUCCAUGUGGCAAUACAGCAUUGAUAUAGCCCUUGUAAAUUAUGAUGGCACAGGGUUUUUAAGCUGACAGUCUUUCCCUGAUUACUCUAGGUGCUGCACAUUGUCUAUCUUUCCUCGCUGUGUCCUUAGCAUGUGGAAAUCAACAUCAUCAAUGUAGUGCCUGAGAGUUAGGUGUAGCGGAGGGUUGGAAGAUUUUACAUCGACAGUGAUUUUCCACCACAGCGCGAGCUAAUCGCUGCACUUUUGAAGACUCUCUUCAUUGCUAGGACGGCAUCGGACAUUUGUUUUAUUUUCCUUAAAAUAUUUGCAAUUUGAAAACUAAUAAAAACAAUGAAAGAUCCA
Molecule: messenger RNA, 1104 nt
Organism: Rhipicephalus sanguineus (brown dog tick)
Lineage: Eukaryota; Metazoa; Arthropoda; Arachnida; Ixodida; Ixodidae
Product: mpv17-like protein 2
Exons: 5
Coding region: 169-732 (187 amino acids)
Biological process (GO): mitochondrial ribosome assembly
Cellular component (GO): cytoplasm; membrane
Source: RefSeq, a predicted model, not a curated record